Salvia splendens (bonfire salvia) is the source of this 657-nucleotide messenger RNA. RefSeq lists its product as uncharacterized. The record is from RefSeq and is a predicted model, not a curated record. NCBI's taxonomy places the organism in Eukaryota, Viridiplantae, Streptophyta, Magnoliopsida, Lamiales, Lamiaceae. Bases 1 to 657 code for a protein of 218 amino acids. The transcript has a single exon. Gene Ontology annotation, molecular function: nucleic acid binding.
AUGGCGGAGCAGCGGGUGAAUCAAUACUUGACCACCAACAUGAAGAACAAUAUUGUGCAGCAUCUACUGAAGAACAGCCAAGGUGGUGUUCUUCGAAAAGGAGCAGUGUGUGAGGCAGCCGAAGCUUUUGGUGUCAAUAGGAAGACCAUUUCCAGACUUUGGAAGGCAGCCACAGAGAUGAUGGAGAAUGGAGAACCUGCACACAUGGUUGGAAAAGUUAAAGGAUACAAACGUGGAGAAAAGAAAAUAGUUAAUGAAGUAAAGGUUAGAUCACUCUCUGUCCUUGAAAGAUCCUCCUAUAGGGUUAUGGCACCAAAGCUUGGAUUUAGCAAAACUACAAUUUGUAGGUGGGUAAAGGAUAAACAACUUAGGCCCCAUACUAGUGCAGUUAAGCCACAUUUAACUGAUCUAAAUAAGUUGGCAAGACUGAAAUGGUGCCUCAGUCAGCUUCAUCCAAACAUUAUUGCAGGUAAGGUUGCAUUUAAUGAAAUGCGCAAUGUAGUUCACAUUGAUGAAAAGUGGUUCUACUUGACAAAAAGUGCGGAUAGGUAUUACCUAUUGCCGGAUGAAGAAGAGCCACAGAGAUCAUGCAGAUCAAAAGAUUCAUUACCAAAGUCAUGUUCUUGUGUGCUGUUAGCAGGCCACAUUUUAGCCUAA